AUGUCGGCCUUUGGAGGCUUUGGAGGCUUCGGCGCGAACAACAACAACAACACUAACAACACCACCCAGUCCAGCGGUUUCGGUGGAUUUGGCGCGAGCAAUACCAACAACACUGCAACUGGUGGUUUCGGUAGCGGGGGCUCAGCCUUUGGCCAGACUGCCAACACCAACACUGGCGGUGGUCUAUUUGGCGGAGGCGCAGCGACGACCAACACAGGUGGAGGCUUUGGUUCCUCAACAAGUGGCGGCUUCGGCGCGAACAGCAACACCGGCAACACGAGCGGGUUCGGUGCCAACAAAGCGUUCGGAGGCGGAUCCCUCUUCGGUAGUGGCACACAGCAAAACACAGGCAGUAGCUUCGGAGGAUUCGGAGCUACCGCAAACAAUACCACGACCAACACGGGUGGCUUUGGUGCCGCCGCCAGCAACACCGGAGGAGGCUUGUUCGGCAGCACCACUGCGGCAAAGCCGGCAUUUGGGUCUACCGGUACUACGGGGGGUUUGUUUGGCGGCGGUAACAACGCGACAACAACCACCAAUACUGGCUUUGGAAGUGGUGGCUUCGGCGGUGGCAGCACCUUGGGCGCAAGUACUGACACGCCCCCUGGGACGGCUGGAACCGGUUUCCAGGCGCACACCGAAAAGGAGGCCAAUUCUUCCGUGACGAAUUCGUUCCAGAAUAUUCUGUUCCAAGACCCCUACAAGAAGUGGUCCAGCGACGAGCUACGACUAGCUGAUUACGCUCAGGGACGCCGUCAUGGUAACGGAGCAACUGGCGGAGGCGGCGCUUUCGGCGUGAGCUCUGGGUUUGGAGGAGGAGGCUUCGGCGCCAACACGACAACACAGCCAAGAACUGGCGGAGGUCUCUUCGGCAGUAGCAACAACACCACGAGCAACACCGGAGGCGUCUUUGGAUCGGCCAACAACACGAACACAUCCACCUUUGGCCAGUCGAACCAGACUGGGUUCGGCGCUGGCACGAGCAACACUGCUACCGGAGGAGGCCUAUUUGGUAGCAAACCCGCAGGUGGCGGCCUCUUCGGUUCAGGCACCACUUCCCAACCCCAGAGCACUGGGUUUGGAGCUGGUAACACUGGUGGCGGGUUUGGCGCGACGAACACGACCAAUACUUCGGCCUUUGGCGGCAGUGGAACCACUGGCGGUGGCCUGUUCGGCAACACCAACCAGAACAAACCGGCGGGAGGUCUCUUCGGCAGUUCGUCGACCAACAACACCACAGGCGGCUUUGGAGGCAAUACAACAAGCGCCUUUGGCCAGAACACCAACACCGCCAUUACAGGCGGCGGUUUGUUUGGAGGCAGCAACACCCAGCAGAGCAACACGGGCGGCGGCCUCUUUGGGGGUGCGAACAACAACACCCAACAGCAGAAUACAGGAGGCGCAUUUGGUGGUUUCGGACAGAAUCAAAACACCCAGCAGCAAGCCAGCGGAGGUCUUUUCGGGGGCAACCAACAAAAACCUGGAGGACUGUUCGGCAGCACCCCGCAGCAGAGCAACACUGGUGGUGGCGGUGGUCUUUUUGGCAACGCCAACAACAACCAGCAACAAACGAAUGCCUUCGGCGGUGGUGCUAGUAACACGAACACUGGGGGUGGUUUGUUUGGUAGCAAGCCUGCUGGUGGCGGUGUCUUCGGACAGCCCGCUCAGCAAAACACCGGCGGUGGCGGCCUCUUUGGCAACGCCAACCAGCAGACCAAUACGGGUGGAGGGCUCUUUGGCAAUGCGAAUAACAACCAGAGCAACGAGCAGAAACCCAGCCUGUUUGGCGGCAGCACCACUCAGAACACUGGAGGAAUGUUCGGCGGCCAAACCAACCAAGGCACUGGCGGAGGCAUGUUCGGUAACAGCACGAACCAACAAAACCAGGGUAUGGGCAACUCGAUGCUGGGCAACUCACAGAGCGCUCCCCAAGGUCUGACGGCCAACCUCAACGACGUUUCGGCGUAUGGUAGCCCGUCACUCUUCACCAAUGUCAGUGGCAAUGAGAUUGCUAACCCUGGUCCGCUUGCGACGCCUCUUAAUGCGAGCUCCAAGCCCAAGCGAAGUUCUAUCCUGCCAAUGUACAAGCUAGCUCCCGCCUCUGCCUCUCGCUUUGCCACACCGCAGAAGCGUGGUUUCGGGUUCUCCUACAGCACGUACGGUACCCCUGGUGGUAGUCCUGCUAGUAGUAUAGCCAGCACACCAGGUACGGCCGGUCGCAGCUUGCUCGGAGCGAGCUCCAGUGGAUCGCUGAGCAAGAGCGUGUCAGUGAGCAACCUUCGCCGGAGCUUUGCCAACGAGGAAAGCGCACUCUCGCCUGCCGGUAUCGGCACCACCACCAAUGGGUCACGAUGGUACGGCAGCACUGGCUCGAAGAAGCUCGUCAUCAACCGCGAUCUCCGUACCGAUCUCUUCUCAACGCCACAAAAGGAGAGACCGGCCAUCGAGGCGGGAUCGAGCCAGCGCAAGGUCGUUCAGAAGCGGGUCAGCUUCGACACUAUGGACGCCGGCGACGAACAGCCUGUCCGCGGAGCCCUUCCAGCGGCCGAGGAGGAACAGGAUGCCCAGGCUGACGAAACGCCUCGUCAGAACCGUAUCUCCAGUGGCAAAUCCUCUUCUACCCCCGAUGUCGACGCUUCUAUGGUUGAGGAGGAGGAUAACAUGGCCACUCCCGGCCGACGCUCCUCAGCUGGCGUCGACGACCUCGUCCCUGGCGAGUACUGGUCUGUCCCAUCAUUUGACGAGCUGGAGCAGUUGAACCGAGUCCAGCGUACCAAGGUUCCCGAACUCAAGGUUGGUCGUGUCAACGUCGGUCAUGUCCAGUUUCUUCAGCCUGUCGAUAUCAGCGCCUUUUCCGUUGAUGAGCUUCGCGGAGGCGUCAUUGUAUUGGAGCCUCGUUCAGCUACCGUCUACCCUCAGAACCAUAAGAAGCCACCUGUUGGACACGGUCUCAAUGUCCCCUCGCGUAUCAAGCUGGAGCAGGCAUGGGCCCGAUCCGGCCGCGACAGGAAGAUCACCAAAGAUGAUCGGAGACUGGCAAAGCACAUCAACAAGCUGAAGAGCAUGCCCGACACCCACUUUGAGCACUAUGACCCGAGGACGGGUGAGUGGACGUUCACUGUCGACCAUUUCACAACGUAUGGCAUGGACGACGACGACGACGACGACGAAGACGAGUCGACGAUGCCACCUCAGGAAGAGCCGAAGGCAUUGACCGAGUCUCAGCACCUAGCUCUGGACGCGUCGAUGUCUUCUUCCAUUGGAGAUGACACCUUUCAGUUCAGGCGAUCCCGAGGUUUGCCGGGCGCUUUCGACGAGCCCGAGGUGAACAUGCUCGUUACGGACAACCAGGCUGCAGCACCGAAGGAGUCUUUUUUAGGGGUUAGCUCCGCGGAUCCUGCACAAAAUGACGUUUGGCUUUCCCUCGAGGAGGAGCAGGCCGAGCCCAUGAGUGAAGGAUAUGACGUGUCCGAUGAAGAGUCGACGAGCUCCAUCGCCGGACAGCAUCUUGCCGCGGAGCAUGAUUAUGUUUCGUCAGAGGAGGACUUUGACCAGGAAGAGCCUGCAAAGGGCACCCCUGGCGGCGUCCUCCGUGCGAGGAUGAGGGCCCUGAAGGAGUCGGCGGGCCCUGCCAACUUUGAAGUCGCAGACGGCGACGACUGGGCCGAGAUGCUGAAGAAAACGGUCAGCCCGGCCAAGAGAGACCGUCGCAUGCUCAAAGAACUCAACGACGCCUCGCCCACCCGUCAGACAGGCCUCGAUAUUUUUGCGGAGCAGGAGGCAGGCGACGUCGAUCUGAGAAAGUCGUCCAUUUGGAAAAGGAACACAACAACACAGAAGAAGGAUGCCUUUGCAGCUAACACUGUUGGCGCUGACAAAGGACGUGGUUUCGCGACAAGCAUCGAUCUCAUGAACUCAUUGUUCGAGAGGCCUCAACCCAAGCCGAAGACUGCAGCGUCUAACUUGCGGUCUUCCGUCUCGGCCACAAAAGGCUUCCCUCAGUUCCCGUACGCCCGACACGACAAGGCCAUUGUGAUCGAUGAAGAAAAGCAAGCUUUCCACGACGGUGGUUGUCCGAGAUGGGGACCAGGCGAGACACUCGUGGUCCCUCGGUUCAAUGGAUCCCAGCACAUGCGACGGUCCCUGCGCGAAGUCUCCGAUAUCCUUACGCUUCACAAGUCGUCCAUCCAAAGCUCCCACCAGACCUUGCGACUGGGCAAAUUCUCGACUGUUUCCUCGAAGACGCUUCUCCAGAACCAGGAUAAGCUGACUGUUGUCACUCUACAAGACGGUGUGCCGUUGGCCCAGCUCCAAGCGUCCAGCGUGCAGGAUGUCUUUCAUCACCGCAACAUGAGCGACUCGUCAAGCCUGCACGAGAAGCGGACUUGGGAGCUUGCCAGCAUUCUCUUUGAUGAGCAGAGCGAGCCUGGCAGCCUGCGCAAGGCCCGUUUGUCAGUCUUCUGGAAGGAUCUGGUUGAUCAGGCCUCCUCGGUGCUGGUCGGUCUCGCUGGAUCGAAAGAGCAGAAGGCUCUCGCGUCUCUGGCCGGGCACCGAAUUACCGAUGCCUGCAGAUACCUCCUCGAGGGGCAGAACUUUCACCUGGCAACCAUGGUACCGCUCAUUGGCGCUGGCGACUCAGCCAAAGAGAAUAUGCGUGAGCAGGUCAAGGGGUGGCAUGACUCGAAGAUGCUAUCUGAGUUCUCCGAGCCCAUUCGGGCCAUCUAUGAGCUACUCGCUGGUAACCCCAGUGUCUGUGAUGGCAUGAAGAAUGGUCCCGUGGAGGAUCGCGUCGAGUCCUUUGUUAUCUCGAAGAGGUUUGGCCUGAACUGGAAACAGGCCUUUGGUCUCCGUCUGUGGUACGGCAUGUCGCAAAGUCAGGAUCCUGCGGAAGCCAUCAAGCGAUUUGCCGAGGAUAUCGAUCAGGACCGCGAAGAUCUGCCUAAGCCUUGGUAUAUGGAGGAAGGCAUCGAUGCCUUGUGGUACGACUACGGGGCCCAUCACCGCCAGGACCUCAUGUGGGGACUCAUGCAAAUCUAUGCCAACCCCAGUGCCGACCUCGAAGCCGUCCUGCGUCCGGAGAAUUCGCAGCUGUCCCCUCUCGAUAUGAGGCUCACUUGGCAGCUUGGUGUGGCACUCUGCGCCACUGGCAAGGUCAAAUUCGGAGAGAAGAAUGCGGAGAAGGCUGAUGCCGCGACCAUUUCGUAUGCCGCACAACUGACGAGCGCCGGGGAGUGGCUUGAGGCGACAUUCGUUUUGCUUCACCUGAGCGACCCUUCUGCCCGCAAGAUGGCCAUUCAGGACCACCUGUGCCGCCACGCCGGUCUGAUCGAACCUGAUUCAGACACCUUCGCCCUUCUUGCAGACCGUUACCAAAUCCCCUCCGCGUGGAUCUGGGAGGCCCUCGCCAUAUACAUGCGUAGUGUCAAGCAAGAUCCCACCGCGGAGGUCCAAUGCCUCGUCAAGGCAGGCGCUUUCUCCGAGAGCCACCAUGUGCUGACGACCAAAGUUGCGCCCAAGGCUAUCAUCGAGCGGGACUACGCCAGCCUGGCGGCUCUGCUGUCGCAGUUCGAUGAGCACCUCCACAUGGUCCCCGAGUGGCACCAGGGCGGUAGCAUCUACAGCUUGUUCCUGACACUGGUGCAGCACCGCAGCCGGGGUGAAACGGCUCCUCGGUCGGUGGUGGAGAAACUCUUGGCUGGCUUGCAGAACGAGCAGGUGUCUGGUGACAAUAUUAUUCGCUAUGCCGCUCUGUCAGACAUGGCGAACGAGACCGCCAAGGAGAUUGUCAAGUUGACUAGAAACCAGCAGGUGAGUAAACCAGGUCUCUCGAGUUCCGAGUAUGUGGCUUACGAAUACCAGGAUGGCGACUUCCGAUCGCGGAUACUCAAUCUGCCGCUGACGCAGGAUCGUCUGCUGGCGUAUUCGGUGGAUUUAGGGAUGGAGCGAUACAGGGAGGUCAUGUCGCACUGAGGAAUCGUUCAUGUAAGAUGUUGUCUUUAGCAGGUAGGGGAAAAAGGAAGGGGUCCGCAGCUCUCUUGUUUUGCAAUUAAGAUCUGGUAUAUUAUAAUCCGUAGCAUGAUGAUAGAUAGCUCGGGGCGAAGGAAAUCAGAGAAUCCUUGUGCCAUAUCGCAUGAUCCGCCGCUGUCACGACGGAUGACUCAGCCUUGUAUUGCACUAUACUCAUGUAGCGUGAUGGAUUUGGUCUUUGACUGGCAACAAUUUCACCAUCGCCAUGCCUAAGCCGAAGAACUGGCCCCCUGCCCUACGCUACGUCUCGGCCCCAUCACAGGACAAAGGGUUCACGCGACGGAUUAAGUGGUGCUUAAGACGCAGCCGCCCUCGAUCCCCACUGUGCCUGCAUUAGCAAUAUCUCUGCCGGAGUGUUGCAAGUGCUGCAUGUGC
Emericellopsis atlantica is the source of this 6402-nucleotide messenger RNA. RefSeq names its product nuclear protein 96-domain-containing protein. Bases 1 to 5970 code for a protein of 1989 amino acids. Gene Ontology annotation, cellular component: nuclear pore cytoplasmic filaments; nuclear pore. The record is from RefSeq and is a predicted model, not a curated record. Lineage: Eukaryota; Fungi; Ascomycota; Sordariomycetes; Hypocreales; Bionectriaceae. The transcript is spliced from 4 exons. Gene Ontology annotation, biological process: protein import into nucleus; post-transcriptional tethering of RNA polymerase II gene DNA at nuclear periphery; RNA export from nucleus. Gene Ontology annotation, molecular function: structural constituent of nuclear pore.